Messenger RNA from Coregonus sp. 'balchen', 7699 nucleotides. NCBI's taxonomy places the organism in Eukaryota, Metazoa, Chordata, Actinopteri, Salmoniformes, Salmonidae. The record is from the annotation of a GenBank genome assembly.
AUGCAGGUGCCCCCGCUGGGUGUUCUGAACGAGCUGAGUGACACCCCUGUGAAGAAGGAGAUGAACAUGGAGCAGAAGAGGCAGCAGGGGAACCCAAGGAACACUGUGCCUGUCUACCUCUGCACCGAUAGCGGGAUGGGCUGGUCUCGACCGCCCCCUCCUCACAAUACCCAGGAUGGACCUAGCGGGGGAGGGGAGGGGGACUAUAUGGUGUUACCCCGUAGGACGGUCAGUCUAAAACCCCCUCCACCCCAGGGGCUGGGCCUGGGGCUGGGGAGCGAGGACAAGCCCCUGAACAUCGCAGUGGACGACCCGCCUUUCCCCCCGCCCCCCUCACCCAUGACCCUCCACCCGGCGGAGAGCGAGGCAUACCCGGCCGACUUCAUCUCACCCGGCGACCACAGCAUGAAUAUUGCAAUGAACACGAACCGCUCCUAUGGGACGCUCAAGCAGCUCCCCAUGCACGGGGGUCAUGGUCCCCAGGGCCACAUGCACGCUCCGGGUGGCCACGUGCACGGCCACGGGCACUCGCUGCAGCUGAAGCCGGCCCAGAGGCCGUCGGUGAGGCAGAUGCUUACAGGAGGGGGAGGCACCCGGACCCUCCCACGCAACCUGGGCAGCACCAACGCUAACGCCAGCCUCUCCGCUGGCUCCCUGGAGGUAAAGAUGGAGCGAUGGGUAGAGGCAGGAAGGAAAGGAAAGACGGACAGGGAGAGGAGUAGAGAGGGGUGGUAUGUGUGUUUUCAACCAGGGUAGCACCAAUCAAACACCAGCCUCUCCACUGGUAAAGAGACCGUGAUGGAGGAAAGGGAGGAGAGGGGUGGAAAAGUGUUUUCAACCAGGGUAGCAUUAUAGCUACAGCUGACAUCAGUCUCUCUGCUAGAUGGCUCCCUGGACAAACAGAAAGAGGAAGGGAGUGAUGGAGGGAACAUAAAGGAGGAUGAGAGGAGAAGGGGCGGCAGAUGUGUGUGAGCGUGUGUGUGUGUGUGUGCGUGUGUGCGCGUGUGUGUGUGUGUGUGUGCAGGUCUAAAUAUAACCACUAGUCUGUUGUGUGUGUACAUGAGAACAGAGUGCUGUUCAUAAAUUAUUACUCAUUAUGUGUUAUAAUGAUGUACUGUACACAUUCAUGCGGAUGGAUAAACACACACAUGCGCACACACACUUGUGUGUCUAUAAUAGCCCUCCAGGCCUACAAGGAGGCAGAGCAGAUGAGGUGAGAGGGACCGGAGAACAGGGAGUACCCCUGGAGAUUGUCUGUCUGCUCACCUUAAUUACACACACAUACACACACAAAAACACUUGCCGUAGACACACAGACAAACCCUCUCUUUCUGUCUCUCUCUCUCACACACACACACACACACACACACACACACACACGCACACACACACACGCACACACACACACACACACAUACACACACACACACAAACACACACACACACACACACACACACACACCCACACACACACACACUAUCCUGCUGACUUGAUGAAGGAAUGGAGACAGUACUUACACUGAAGGACAGAGAAGUACACAUGCUUCUUUUAGAAUGAAAGACAUUACAGGCCAGUCAUUAAAACAUCUCACUCAGAUCUAUGUGUGCAUCCAAAAUGGCACCCUAUUCCCUAAUUAGUGCACUGCUUUUGACCAGGGCCCUAAGGGUAGGCCCAGUAUAUAGGGAAUAGGGGUAAUUUGGGACUCAGCCUAUGAGAACACUUCUGAAUAUCUUCAAACAUCACUCUGAGAGACCACUGGGUCUUCCCUGUGCUUAGCUUACUGUUUGUGUUCCAAAUGACAUCCUAUUCACUUUAUAGUGCACUACUUCAACUGGUCAAAAGUAUUGCACUUUAAAGGGAAUAGGGUGCCUUUUGGGACUCAUACAUCAUUUAUCAGAUGCUUGGAUAAUACAGUAAUUUCAACCUGUUUAAAUGUGCUUAAUUUGGAGAUGGGUAUCAGAACAAAUUACCUCUCCAGACUGAGAUUCAGUGCACCUUAAAAUCCAACUCAAAGAUGAAGAUGCAUAAUGUAACAGGUUACAGAAAUGGACUUGAUUGCUUUAGAUUUUGUAGAGGUUUGAGGUUUUGGUAUUGAGACUGAUUGAUUUGUAGAUUUUAAUGUGAAAGCUAACAUACAGUACCAGUCAAAAGUUUGGACACACCUACUCAUUCAAGGGUUUUUCUUUAUUUUUACUAUUUUCUAUAUUGUAGAAUAAUAGUGAAGACAUCAAAACUAUGAAAUGACACAUCUGGAAUCAUGUAGUAACCAAAAAAGUGUUAAACAACUCAAAAUAUAUUUUAUAUUUGAGAUUCUUCAAAUAGCCACCCUUUGCCUUGAUGACAGCUUUGCACACUCUCAACCAGCUUGGCAUUCUCUCAACCAGCUUCAUGAGGUAGUCACCUGGAAUGCAUUUAAAUUAACAGGUGUGCCUUCUUGAAAGUUAAUUUGUGGAAUUUCUUUCCUUCUUAAUGCGGGGGGGGGGGGGGGGGGGUAUACAGAAGAUAGCCCAUUUGGUAAAAGACCAAGUCCAUAUUAUGGCAAGAACAGCUCAAAUAAGCAAAGAGAAACGACAGUCCAUCAUUACUUUAAGACAUCAAGGUCAUUCAAUACAGAACAUUUCAAGAAUUUUGAAAGUUUCUUCAAGUGCAGUCGCAAAAACCAUCAAGCGCUAUGAUAAAACUGGCUCUCAUGAGGACCACCACAGGAAUGGAAGACCCAGAGUUACCUCUGCUGCAGAGGAUAAGUUCAUUAGAGUUACCAGCCUCAGAAAUUACAGCCCAAAUGAAUGCUUCACAGAGUUCAAGUCGCAGACACAGUCACAGACACAUCUCAACAUCAUCUGUUCAGAGGGGACUGUGUGAAUCAGGCCUUCAUGGUUGAUUGCUGCAAAGAAACCACUACUAAAGGACACCAAUAAUAAGAAGAAACCUGCUUGGGCCAAGAAACACGAGCAAUGAACAUUAGACCGGUGGACAUUUGUCCUUUGGUCUGGAGUCCAAAUUUGAGAUUUUUGGUUCCAACCGUCGUGUCUUUGUGAGACGCAGUGUGGGUGAACGGAUGAUCUCCACAUGUGUAGUUCCCACCAUAAAGCAUGGAGGAGGAGGUGUUAUGGUGUGGGGGUGCUUUGCUGGUGACAUUGUCUGUGAUUUAUUUUGAAUUCAAGGCACACUUAACCAGCAUAGCUACCACAGCAUUCUGCAGCGAUACACCAUCCCAUCUGGUUUGGGCUUAGUGGGUCUAUCAUUUCUUUUUCAACAGGACAAUGACCCAACACACCUCUAUGCUGUGUAAGGGCUAUUUUACCAAGAAGGAGAGUGAUGGACUGCUGCAUCAGAUGACCUUGCCUCCACAAUCCCCUGACCUCAUCCCAAUUGAGAUGGUUUGGGUUGAGUCGGACGGCAGAGUGAAGGAAAAGCAGCCAACAAGUACUAAGCAUACGUGGGAACUCCUUCAAGACUGUUGGAAAAGCAUUCCAGGUGAAGCUGGUUGAGAGAAUGCCAAGUGUGUGCAAAGCUGUCAUCAAGGCAAAGGGUGGCUAUUUGAAGAAUCUCAAAUAUAAAAUCUAUUUUGAGUUGUUUAACACUUUUUUGGUUACUACAUGAUUCCAUAUGUGUCAUUUCAUAGUUUUGAUGUCUUCACUAUUAUUCUACAAUGUAGAAAAUAGUAAAAAUAAAGAAAAACCCUUGAAUGAGUAGGUGUGUCCAAACUUUGGUCUGGUAGUUUAAAUCAAUUUUCAUAAAGUCUUGAAAAGCUCUGUAAUGGUGUUUGCCACUGUGAAGAGACUGAUAGGAAGUGAAAGAUGAGGGAGUUAUGAGGGUGUAAGGAAGGAAGGAGAGGGGUAGGUAAGACAAACACACAUAAUAUGAAUAUUACUCCCUUUUUCCUUCCCUGUUAAUGUCAUGCUGGUGGGCAUUCCUUUAGUAAGGACAACAGGUGUAAUUUUAAUUUGAUCACCCUGUUGUUGCAGGAAAUGUCCUGCAUUACAGAAAACACAAACUUGUAGUAUAUUUGAGGUUUAAAAAGGGCUUCUAAAGUUUGUCAUUUCCACUUUGAAAUGUCAGACUUUAUGAAAUAAUGUUUUUAUCAACCCCUACCAAAAUGUCCAUUAAUUAUAAUCCACACAAUUAUUCACAUUUCCUGUUGCUCCAGGAUUAUUUUUAUGCAGUGAGAAACUGGUCAAAUUAAGAUCCUACAUCUGUACACUCUUAGAAAAAAAGGUGCUAUACAGGACCUACAAGGGUUCUUCGGCUGUCCCCAUAGGAGAACACUUUGAAGAACCCUUUUUGGAUAGACAUCUUUUGUUUCCAAGUAGUACUGUUUUGGGUUCAAUCCAGAAACCUUUCCAGAGAGGAUUAUACAUGGAACCCAAAAGGGUUCUACCUGGAAACAAAAAAGUAUUUUACCUUGAACCAAAAAGAGACAGCCGAAGAACCCUUUUGGAACCCUUUUUUAGAAGAGUGUAUAUUCUGACAGAUACACGUACACUUGACAUUGGGUAAUGAUAGUAUGCUUCCAACUAGGGUGUGUGUAUGGGAGGGUGGAUGUGUGUGUUAGUAUGUGUGCCCUCACUUAAGUACACAGUGCAUGUGUGGGUGUUGAUUGUGUACUGUACGGUACUUGGGAUCCUCAAAUGUCAUGGGAUUGCUUUUCGGAAGGUAAGAGGAUAUACACAAUGUGAUGACAGCAGAAAGUGUUUGAAUGAGAGAGAUCUGAGAGUCAUCGCCUGUCUUUUGCACUCACUUGGCAUCAACACACUCAGGCUGCGUCUGAAAUGGCACCGUAUUCACUAGAUAGUGCACUACUUUAAACCAGGGCCCAUAUACACAUUUCAGACACACCCUCAGUUCUCUAGACCAUGUUGGCCUUUUUCUUAUUUCCUUUCUGUCUGCCUAUAAAACCUUGGCUGUAUUAGCCCUGAAUCAUUAAGUCCAGCCUUUAAAAGCAGGACCAAGGCUUUCAGCUAACUGUAGGGCCCAGUGGAGGCUGCUGGGGGAAGGACGGCUCAUAAUAAUGGCUGGAACGGUGCAAAUGGAAUGGCAUCAGACACAUAGAAACCAUGUUUGAUGUAUUUGAUACCAUUCCACAAAUUAAGUUCCAGCCAUUACCACAAGCCCGUUCUCCCCAAUUAAGGUGCCACCAACCUCCUGUGGUAGAGCCAAUCUUCUCAGUGGUGUAAUGGGUUUCUGAGAGAGAGAGAGAGAGAGAGAGAGAGAGAGUUAACUGUUAAAUGGACCACAUACAUUAAUCUCUUAGUGUAGGUACAGCCUUCCAUUAGGUCACACCAAGUUGUUUAAUUCAAAGCAAUUUACAGUGAACACGUUUAUUCAGAAUAUGUUGACCAUGUGGGAAUAAAACCAAGAAAGGCUUUGUUGCAUGUUCCAUUAACGUAGCCAUCAGAACUACGUAAUAAUUACAUUUUUACCCUGCAUUACGUAUUUGUGUGUUUGUGUGCGUGUUUUGUGUAUGUGUGUGUAUGUGCGUGUGUUUGUGUGUGUUGAUGAUUAGAGGAGGGGUCCAGGGAUCUACAGACAUUGAUCAAAUCUUCUCUUCCCCUGCCCCUCACCCCUCCUCCCUCAGAGGAAAAGAGUACGGUACUCUGAGCUGGACUUUGAGGUAAGAUCCCGCCCUUCACUCUCCCCUCAGCCUGUCUCUGCUUCUGUCCGCUUCAGCCAGGUUUGAUUGACGCAUAGAGGAGCCAAUGGCAUCGCUAAACACCUAAACACCCUUUCCCUUGCGCCUGUGUCUCCCUUGCAUUUGACUUGGUACAGUCCAUGUAUAGUGUGGCCUGUUUCUACAACAAGGAUCUAGAUGGAUUUGGUUUUGACUGAUUUUAGCUUGAUUGGCCAAAAUAUUUCUAUAUUGUACAUACAAAAAAUUACUUUAUUUAACUUUUUUCAAUCUGAAUCAGUCAACCAUUUCAAUCAGAAUGGAAAAUGCACAAUGGGGUGCAAGGACCUGGUUGAAGAAACAAUGGUGUAGUCAAACGCUUUGAGUGGAUUAAUUAAUGAAUGAAAAUGUGAUUGACGGUGAGUUGGUGUUUGUGAAAGUUUGGUAGGAUAUGUGUGUUUUGCGGGUAAUUACAUGUGUGUGCGUGUUUGUGUGCAAUAAUCGCUACAUGGAAUGAAUAAGCCCUAGGAAUCUUGCAAAUCUCCAGUCUCAAACAGCCCCGAAAAACUAAACUAAACCCCUUUACUUCACUUCAUUAAGUGAGUGGCUUUCCUUCCCCCUUUAUCCUUACUUUGUAAAGACUGGAGACUUGCUUUCCAAUGUGGAGGCCUCGUCCAUAGUAGAACUAAGGUAUGUGUGGACUGUUGCACAACUAACAGGCUAACAAGCACUAGCGCUUAGCUACAGUAACCUGGAGCAGGAUGAUGUUGCCUAAGGGCAACUAUUACCCAGAGCUUGUAAUCCUUCCUGACUGGCGUAGUCUGUGAAACUGCAUGAUAUUUUCCUCAAAAUGGCUGAAUUCCUGUGUCAAAAUGGACACCAAUGUAGCCCUCUACCUAGUAAGUGUCUGAGAGAGAAAGAUUUAAGGUAGAGUGAGAGUUCAAGACAAAAAAGAAAAAGAAGAGCAGUGAUGACAGAGAAGACAGCGGGGAGAAAAACAGAUGGACAGAGUAAAAGAGAGAGAGAGCUUUGAAGUGCAGAAGAGGUGAACUAUAAAGGAAGUAGGCAUACACCUAAAAUAAAUGACUUAUAAAGGCAGACUCAGAGAGAGAGAGAACUGACAGAGAAAGAAAGGGAGAGAAGAGAGUGCAGGCUCUGUGGUAAUCGGUGGCAGCAGUCACAGCCGGCCCUUGGCCAGAGUGUCUGAGUGUGUGAGUGUCGCCGUCUGGCCCCUGUGUCUCUCUUGGCCCUCGAGCUGCUGCGCCGAUUAGCCACCGCCAUGCUGCUAAAGCGCUAGCCAUUAGCGAAAAGAGCAAGUCGCUGUGACAAGGUCUCUCUCCUGUCAGGGACUUCCACUUGUAAUAGGAUGUAGUUGCUCUUAGACGCUGGGAUACAGUCAGUUGAGUCUUUACCAGUUUAAAUGGUGAGGGUGAGGAUUUGGGGAGGGUAAGCUGAUCCUAAAUCUGUGCUUACAGGGAAUGUUUACUCAUUGCCACAUCCCUGCAGGCUAAUUGCUAACUAGCUAAUGCUACCCUUCUAACUAGCUAACGCUACCUUGCUUACUAGCUACCGCUAACAUUAACGCAGCCUGCUUGGUGCCCAUAUCCAUUCAGAGCAAACUCAUAUACAUGUCACAGCACAGGCAGAAUCAAAUCCUAAUAGUUAGACGUUAGAGAGAAGACGAGAGGACUGAACCAGCUGUCUAUCCAUCUAUCCAUCCCUCUCUUCCCCUCCUCCCCCUUGCCGCGGCUGGCAUCACACUGUCCCUUGCCCUCUUCCGCUUCAUUGGCCUCUCUUCCCUCUAUCCGUGUCUCUUUAGCUUUUAUUUUCUUAUUCUGUUCAUUUUUGUUGUACCUUCCUCUCCCUUCCAGAAAGUGAUGCACACUCGCAAAAGACACUCUGAGCUGUACCAUGAGCUCAACCACCCCACCACCAAGUUCCACACCAUAGACAGGUAUAACAGGGACCCCGCAAUAUCCACCUUCAAGGUAAGAGCCCGACCAUACGGGGCAAGUGGGAAACGGGAGCUAGCUUUCCCGCACCUCAACCCCUGCGACCACCCAUGCCACUCCCUUCUCCCCCCACACUGA